AUGAAGUUGAACAUCUCUUACCCAAUUAAUGGUACUCAAAAAACCAUCGAAAUUGAUGAUGAACACCGUAUUCGUGUCUUCUACGACAAGAGAGUCGGCCAAGAAGUCGAUGGUGAAGCCGUUGGUGAAGAAUUCAAAGGUUACACUUUCAAGAUUUCAGGUGGUAACGAUAAACAAGGUUUCCCAAUGAAACAAGGUGUCUUACUACCAACCAGAGUUAAAUUAUUAUUAACCAAGGAUGUUUCUUGUUACAGAGCUAGAAGAACUGGUGAAAGAAAGAGAAAGUCUGUCAGAGGUGCCAUUGUCGGUCCAGACAUGGCUGUCUUAUCUUUGGUUAUCACCAAGAAGGGUGAUGAAGAAAUCGAAGGUAUUACUGAUUCCACUGUUCCAAAGAGAUUAGGUCCUAAGAGAGCCAACAACAUUAGAAAAUUCUUCGGUUUAACCAAGGAAGAUGAUGUCCGUGACUUCGUUAUUAGAAGAGAAAUCACCAAGGGUGACAAAACCUACACUAAAGCUCCAAAGAUUCAAAGAUUAAUCACUCCUCAAAAAUUACAAAGAAAGAGAUAUCAAAGAGCUUUGAAGGUUAAGAACGCUCAAGCUCAAAGAGAAGCUGCUGCUGAAUACGCUCAAUUAUUGGCUAAGAGAUUAGCUGAAAAGAAGGCUGAAAAGGCUGAAAACAGAAAGAGAAGAGCUUCUUCUUUGAAGGCUUAA
This is a messenger RNA of Henningerozyma blattae CBS 6284, 711 nucleotides long. RefSeq names its product 40S ribosomal protein eS6. Gene Ontology annotation, cellular component: ribosome. The transcript is spliced from 2 exons. Bases 1 to 711 code for a protein of 236 amino acids. The record is from RefSeq and is a predicted model, not a curated record. Gene Ontology annotation, biological process: translation. NCBI's taxonomy places the organism in Eukaryota, Fungi, Ascomycota, Saccharomycetes, Saccharomycetales, Saccharomycetaceae. Gene Ontology annotation, molecular function: structural constituent of ribosome.